UGGAGAGGGUGAAUGUGUUCGCUCUCCAGUGGAUCGUCGGAUAGUCGUGUCGAAAGUCAACGGUCGUUACCAGUGAUGAUUUAACAAAAAUUCCAUCUAAACUAAUUGUAGUGUUCUGCUAACGUUAUAAUGUAUUCGACAGUACUAUUGGUAUUGAUUAGUGUCGGAAUUGUGAGAUCGCGAUCGUUAACUAGCAUCGAGACAAUACCACGAGGAUGCGACUGGCAGAUGCAACUGGUUGAAAAUGAAGCCAGGGAAGAACCAGUGCUAUCUUGCAGGAUAAGGACUAUUAACAGUGCCGGACCCUUAUUGGGAAAUCUAAGCCAGACCCAGAUUGACCGUGUUGCAGUUUUAAAACUCGAAUGUAGCGAUGUGUUGUUUUUCGAAAGUUCGUUGGAAGCAAGCAACAAGCACGGAAGUUACUUCACCGGCUUGCGCUGGUUGAAAGAGUUGAAAUUGGAGUUUUGUAAAAUCAGGAAUAUUCCGGCCGGUGUAUUAAAACCGCUGCGGCAAUUACGCGCAUUCUCCCUCCGUUCGCACAAUUCAGACUGGUCUUCAAUGACUCUGGAAUUGCACCCCGAGAGCUUUCUCGGCUUGAGCGAGUUGCGCAGCCUGGAUUUAGGCGACAACAAUAUUUGGAGUACACCACCGGAUUUGUUUUGCCCGCUGUUCAGUCUGACACAUUUAAAUUUGACGAUGAAUAAAUUGCAGAAUUUAUCCGCUCUUGGUUUUUCCGAUUGGGGCAAUGGGCCCUUAGCGCCGGGCCGGGCUUGUGUCAGCGGACUGGAAAUCCUCGAUCUGUCGCACAACGACAUCAUUGCCCUCCCUGACAACGGAUUAUCCGGACUGCGAUCGUUGGAAGAACUGCACCUGGAAGAUAACGCCAUUUCGACGUUAGGUGAUCGUGCCUUCGUGGGUUUGACAAGUUUGCACACGCUGAACUUAUCCAGCAAUUGUCUCGUCGCUCUUCCGCCAGAGUUGUUUCAGUCGUCCAGAGAUCUGAAACAUCUUUAUCUUCACAACAAUUCACUGAGCGUCUUAGCACCGGGACUUCUUGAAGGUUUGGAUCAGUUGACAGUUCUUGACUUGUCGCGGAAUGAGUUGUCGAGUCACUGGGUCAACAGAGACACUUUUGCCGGUCUCGUGCGACUUGUUGUUCUCAACUUGGCUCACAACGAAUUAACACGAAUCGAUGCUAACUUGUUUCAUGAUUUGUACACUUUACAAAUAUUGAAUCUUGAAAACAAUCAGAUCGAGUUUAUCGCCGAUGGGGCUUUUUCCGAACUGAAGAACCUACAUGCUCUCACCCUAACCCAUAAUUUUAUAACAAGAAUAGAGGCCUACCAUUUCUCCGGUAUGUAUGCCCUCAAUCAACUACUGCUCGACUCAAAUAAAAUCGAAUACAUUCACCCACAAACCUUCGAGAACGUGACUAACUUACAAGACUUGGGUCUGAACGGAAACAUGCUAGGAGGAGUCCCUGUCGGUAUUGGGAAAUUAAGGUUUCUCAAAACUUUAGAUUUAGGGAAAAAUCAUAUUGAGAUUGUAAAUAAUUCAUCGUUUGAAGGACUAGAUUCAUUGUACGGACUCAGAUUGGUUGAUAAUCAUAUUGUAAACAUCUCGAGAGAUGCUUUCUCCACUUUACCUUCAUUACAAGUUUUGAACUUGGCAUCGAAUAAAAUUAAAUACGUCGAACAGAGUGCUUUUGCUAGUAAUCCGACCUUGAAAGCCAUUAGACUGGACUCCAACGAGUUAUCCGAUAUAAGUGGCGUGUUCACCAAUUUACAAAGUUUGGUUUGGUUGAACGUUUCAUCGAAUAAGCUGCUCUGGUUUGACUUCAGUCAUUUGCCCUCAAGCUUGGAGUGGCUUGACAUGCACGAUAACAAAAUAACCGAACUAGGAAAUUAUUAUGACGUAAAAAACACGUUGAAAAUUAAAAUGCUGGAUGCUAGCUUUAAUUUAUUAUCCGAUGUACACGAUAAUUGCAUUCCCGAUAGUGUAGAAACCCUCUUCCUUAACAACAAUAAAAUUACAAACGUUCAUCCAAACACUUUCGUCAAAAAAAUUCAUCUCCAGAAAGUGGUUUUAUACGGCAAUGAUAUAAAAUACCUCGAUAUUGCCGCUUUGAGUCUCAGUACAGUCUCCGAUGACAAGGAUUUGCCCCAGUUUUUCAUCGGUGGUAACCCUUUCUACUGCGACUGCAAAAUGGAGUGGCUAUUGCGGAUAAACCACUUGAGUAAUUUACGACAAUAUCCCCAAGUGUUGGAUUUAGAUACGAUAACUUGUGAGUUGGCACAUUCCAGAGGAUCGCCUCCUCAACCGCUGCUUAGUUUGAAACCCUCACAAUUUUUGUGUCCUUACAAGAGUCACUGCUUCGCUUUAUGUCAUUGUUGCGAGUUUGACGCGUGCGAUUGCGAGAUGACAUGUCCAACAAACUGUACGUGUUUUCACGACCACACGUGGUCUAGUAAUGUAGUCGAUUGUAGCAAUGCAGGCUACACAAACGUUCCCGAGAAGAUACCGAUGGACGCCACUGAAAUUUACCUGGACGGCAAUAACUUGGGCGAGCUCGGCAGUCACGUAUUCAUCGGCAAGAAAAAACUGGAAGUCUUGUUUUUAAACAACAGCAACGUCAAAGCCGUGCAUAACAGGACAUUCAACGGUGUCAAAUCGCUCAAAGUCCUCCACAUGGAAAACAAUAAUUUGGAAGAAUUGCGCGGCUUUGAAUUCGACCAACUGGAAAAACUCAACGAAUUAUAUCUGGACCAUAACAAGAUCUCGUACGUCAGCAAUCAAACGUUUAAAAACAUGCACGACUUGGAAGUUUUGAAACUGGACGAGAAUAAAAUCGUCGACUUUAUCCCUCAUUGGGAAAAUCCUGCUCCUGGUGCGGUUCCGCGCGUGACUCUCGACGGCAACAAGUGGUCGUGCGACUGCAAUUCGUUAGGUCGUCUUGAGAUUUGGAUCCGGGAGACCGGAGGCGACCCUUCCAAAUUAUUUUGCGUCGAUCGGGACGACUCCGAAACGGUGGCCGAUGUGAUCAACCGCUGUGAUAAUAAAGACAAUGCCAUUGCUACAUCGGUCAUUCAACGAGAAGUGCUCAAAAACAACCCGCUGUUAGGUGGCAGUUACGUGCCUCUUUUGGCCGCCACACUCGUAGCUGUUAUUGUUUUCUGUUUGUUGGCUGCUGUCGUUUUCGUAUUCCGACAAGACGUUCGCUUGUGGGCUCAUUCGAAAUAUGGCAUUCGAAUUUUUCAAGACGCCGCCACUGCGCACGAUAAUAAAGACGAACGUGAUCGACUCUACGAUUGCUACAUGGUCUACAGCCAUAAGGAUGAAGAACUGUCCGCCAGGAUAAUUGCCCCAGAACUCGAACAACUUGGACACACCCUAUGCCUUCACAACAGAGAUUUGGCGUUGCACGGCGGCGCCUCGUACCUCGCGGACGCCAUGAUGGGCGCAUCGGACGCAUCCCGCCGUGUUAUUUUUUUGGUAUCUCCUGCUCUCAUCUGCAAUGAAUGGUCGCGGCCUGAGUUUCGCGCCGCACUCCAGACGGCUCUUCGCACGGCCCACCGUCACAAAUUAGUGUGUGUUUUAAGCGGUGACCCCCUCGAGCCCAUGGACCCUGAGCUGCGUGCUUUACUUCGGGCUUGCACGGUGACCCGAUGGGGCGAGCGCCGUUUCUGGGAGAAGCUGCGUUACGCCAUGCCGGAUGUAGCCAACAGUAACCGGUCGCGACGCAGUAAGAAACAUCACCAACCGGAAAUCCGGUGUAAGGUCAGUGCGAGAUACACGGCGGCGCCUACAGCUCCGGACUCUUGGUACAAAUAUUCGGCGAUGCCGGGGGUUCACGCCGCAGCCCUUACACCCACGCCCACGCAAAGUACCUACGUCUCGGGGGAGUCAGCUCGGAGCACCGAGGACGAGGCAGGGUCUAGUGCCAGCAGCCAGCAUUAUGGCUCCGAGCAAUUGAACCAUAGUUAUGUGUCUAUCGAUGGAAGACCGCCACAGUACACGCAGUAUCCGAUAUGUAGGCAAGAAAUAGCCCAUCAUCUGUACUCGACCAUUCCGGAUACGCAACCGCAAUCUAGGACUUACUUUGUGUGAAUGUAGUAAGUUGACUUAAAAGGCUGUUUUUAAUUAUUAAUUAUGACGGAUAAAGCAAUUCGUAGGGAUUUUUCAUAAUUACUCAAAUGUCACUAGGUUUUAAUUACGAUAUAAUAAUAACUAAAUUAUUUGUUGUAUAUAUUAUGUAAAUAUGCGAAAACGAUAUUUAUUUAUACUGUACGUGUAGUACUACUUACUGAACGCUUAUUAGUCACUAUUUUAAGUAUUUGUAAAUAAGUCUAGUUUAUACUACU
Messenger RNA from Tribolium madens (black flour beetle), 4361 nucleotides. Its product is annotated as toll-like receptor 6. Gene Ontology annotation, molecular function: protein binding. Gene Ontology annotation, biological process: signal transduction. Lineage: Eukaryota; Metazoa; Arthropoda; Insecta; Coleoptera; Tenebrionidae. Bases 130 to 4107 code for a protein of 1325 amino acids. The transcript is spliced from 2 exons. The record is from RefSeq and is a predicted model, not a curated record.